UUAACCACCGUAUUUUAAAAACUAGAGAAGCUACAAAUGUAAUUUCCUUCCUUAGCUGAGGGAGUGACCGAUGAGCAGUCACUUACUUUAUUUUCCUUCAGCUCUGUUUGAUGCCGGCACAAAGGAUCUGUGAAAAUGCAACCGCGACCCAGAGCAGUUUGGAAACUGCCCCUUUGGUAUUUGAUGGGAAUUUUGCCAUUUUUUUCCUUUUUACUAUUGCACCUCCAUGCAUUCAACUUGGAUACAGAGAAUCCAGCUAUUUACUCAGGACCUGAAGGAAGCUAUUUUGGAUUUUCCGUUGAGUUCUACUUGCCCAAUAACGGGGUUCCAGGUGUUCUUAUUGGUGCCCCCAAGGCAAAUACAACACAAGAAAACAUAACAGAAGGUGGAGCAGUGUUUCUCUGUCCUUGGUCGAGUAAUCAAAGCCUGUGCAGUGUAAUACCAUUCGAUACUAAGGGUGACCGACACAUCGUCAAUCUUGACAAAGUUAUGAAGGAUUAUAAAUCCAACCAAUGGUUUGGGGCAACAGUCAAAUCAUACAAGGAGCAAGUUGUGGCCUGUGCACCUAUGUAUCACUGGAAAUAUUCACAGGGCCAUGGAACGUCAAAAGAGACUGGUGGAAAAACGCCGGUGGGCACAUGUCUAAUAGCGGUUCAAAACUUCAGCAUCUAUGCAGAAUAUUCACCCUGUCGCUCCAGUAUUUUGGAAUUUCAGGUUAAGCAAAACGUCCCAGACCAGCGUUUUUGUGAAGCAGGAUGGAGCAGUGCAAUCACGGAGACAGGAGAACUACUACUGGGAGCACCCGGCAGCUUCUUUUGGCAAGGUCAGUUUAUCGCUGCCAACAUUGAACACAUUAUCAACAAUUAUGACUACAAUCAGCCUCUGAACAUACUGGGGAGGAAGAGGCAAACGGGAGAAGCAAAUCUGUUAAAGGAUAACAGCUUUAAGGGCUUCUCGCUCGCAAUGGGGGAAUUCACAGGAGACUCUGUAAAAGAAUAUCUUUUGGGGGCUCCCAGGGCGGAAAACACUUUGGGUUCUGUACAGAUUCUACGGAGUUCAAAUUUAACAACCAUACAAACUAUUGUGGGUGAACAGGUAGCAGCAUAUUUUGGUUAUGUGGUGGCUGUCACGGACAUAAACAGUGAUGGGAGGGAUGACAUUUUAGUUGGAGCACCUCUCUUUAUCAGCCAUGGCCUGGAUGGCAAAUGGCAUGAGGUGGGACAGGUUUAUGUUUAUCUACAAGAGCAGAAUGGACCCUUCGAAAAGCCAACACAGACAUUCACAGGAACAGACAAGUUUGGUCGAUUUGGCAGUGCCAUAGCCACUCUUGGGGACCUUGACUACGAUGGAUACAGGGAUGUAGCAAUCGGAGCACCUUAUGCUGGUGAAGAUGGCAAUGGGAGAGUGUUCAUUUACCUUGGCCAUGCUAAUGGACUCCAUCCAAAAUUCUACCAAGAGCUGAAGGGAACAUGGGCACCUGACGUGGUGUCUGCGGGAUUUGGCUUCUCACUUAGAGGAGGCUCAGAUAUAGAUGCAAAUAAUUACACAGAUUUGAUUGUUGGUGCUCAUGAAGCUGAUAAAGUUCUAUUAUACAGAGCAAGGCCUGUCAUAACAGCAGAAGCUCAAAUCAUACUUAUGCCGGACAUUUUGAAUCCAGAUCAAAAGACAUGUAGCUUGUCAAAGUUUUCUAUGUUGGUGACAUGUUUCAAAGUGCAGGCCUGUGUAAAGCUAAAAGGACAUGGCACUGGACAGCAAUUUGCUCUGAAUGCUCAUAUUGAGUUGGAUAAAAACAAGCGGCAAUCCCAGAGACGAACUCUUUUUCUGCAUUCACACCAAGACCGGGAAAGCUUUCAGUUUCGUCCAAUGAAAAGCAAGGAAAGUGCUUGCCAUAAUUUCACUGCCUACCUCAAGCAUGAAACAGAGUUUAAAGACAAAUUAAGUCCGAUUGUUGUGACUCUGAACUGCAGUCUAUCCGAGGAGCAGCAGCUGAGUGCUGACAGCCUGGCGCCAGUGUUGAGCCCUCACAGUCGAGCCAAGGUGACAGAAAAGACUCGUAUUCUUCUAGACUGUGGAAAAGAUGAAGUGUGUAUCCCAGAUCUCAACCUGACUGUGACAGCUGAUAAGAAGCUUCUGAUGGCUGGUGACUUAAAUCCACUUACUGUGGUUACCCAUGCAGCCAAUCAUGGAGAAGGAGCCUAUGAGACAGAACUCCACAUCUCCAUCCCUCCACAAGUGGACUUCAUUAAUAUUGUGCGGGAUAAUAAGGACCUCACUAAGCUGAGCUGUAACCCAAAAGUGGAGAAUGGCACUCAAAUAGUGGUCUGUGAUCUCGGUAACCCCAUGAAACAUGGCGUGAAGUUGUCUGCAGGGCUCCAUUUCACGGUGCACAGCUUGGAGCAGGUGGAGUGUGUCACAUUCAGCAUGCAGAUUAAAAGUAAGAACUCACAAAACUCUCACAGUGAGGUGGUCCUUUUGAAGUUUCCCGUUCAAGUUGUGGCACAGCUUGUUCUAAGGUGGGCUUUGGAACCUGAGAAAAUUGUCCUCCCGUAUUUUGAUCUAGAGUCACCAGCUGAUUUAGUGGUGAAGAAUGAGUCUCUGCCGACAGUGCAGCACACCUAUGAGCUGCACAACCAUGGUCCGUCAACAAUUAGUGACGCCGUGCUAGAAGUGGACUGGCCUGCAGAUUUCCAUGGCAACAGUCUACUGUUCAAUUCUAAGAUUAUUCCAUUGGGUAGAAUCAGCUGCACUGUGGACUCUUCUGAUGCUGAGAAUUGGAUAGAACCAUUGAGUACAAUGCGCCCUCUGACUAUAAGUACUGAGUACUCCCGUCAUGACUUAAAUAAAAGAGAUGUCAGCAAACUCGAAAACUCAGUGGAAGAGACCAUCUUGAAUAUGAAUUGCACCACUGUAACCUGUGUGAAAAUUAUUUGUCGUGUGGGCCUUCUGGAGAAAGAGAUGGGAGCUGCAGUAAACAUACAGUCUCAGCUCAGGAUGAAAUUCUUCGUUAAGAAUCCUAACAAGCAGUUUACAUACCAGUCCAAAGCAUCAUUCAUUGUGCAAGAAAUGCCGUACAAAGUAAAACCUGUAGAAUACCCAAGUGGCAACAAGAUGGUCCAAACUCUUAUUGAACACGGUCGCCCUGAAAUUGUCGUGCCCGUGCCCACCUGGUGCAUUAUAGUUGCCGUGCUUGGUGGCCUGCUACUUGUGGCUCUGGUGGCAUUCCUUCUUUGGAAGUGUGGAUUUUUCAAAAGGAAACUGCUGCCUACUCAAGAUGAAGGGUUGCUGUAACAUCCAGCCAAUCCCAAUGCCCAUUUCCCAUUCAUAUCUGCAUCAAGAAACCGCAGCCUCUCCAAAUUCCAAUUCAAUUCAAUGAGUCAAAUUUCCAACUUGGUGCUACCAAUGGGAAUCUCACUCAUCAUCAGUUGAAUAUAAGAAACUUGGUGACAUGCUGUGUGUGGUUUUCCAUCAUGAAAGUCAAAGUAGUGCACAGGGAACCCUCACAUACCUUUAAGGUGCUCCCAUCAGUCAAGCCUCCCCUAUCAGAAACUUGAGUUUGUAAAUGGUUCCUGCAGUGCUUUCAAAGUAUAAAAAUAACUUAAAAACAGCUGUUGGCUUUAUAAACCUUCCAUUCCAGACUAUAUAUUGAAUGACUCCAGAAUUGAACAAUUUUCUGUUUGAGUAAGCCACUGUCCCAGGCCAAACAGAAAGUAAUCAGACCAGACUUCCCAUAAUGUUAUGAAGCUAGCCCAGGUUUAACUCAUACUUGUAUUUUUUCAGGGUUACUCACUCUAACCAUAAUUAACUUGCAAAACUGCCAACGCUUAUCCAGCCCCUUCCCACACUAUCCUUCUCCUCCACUCACUUUGGCAAUCAUCAGACCCAAUCAUUCCUUUAUCCAAUACUCCCUCACUUGGUCUUCCACUAGACCAAAGUCAAGCAGCCCUUUUGUAAUAAAGCUGAUCAGUGCUUGUAUCUUAUAUAUUUGGAUAUCUCACUGGAUAUCAUUAAGUUAUUCAACUCAUAUUGUAUGAACUGUCAUAUCUAUUAUAAUUAACAAUUUCCUCAAUUAUUAUAAUUAUGCAAAUCACAACUUGACAGUUUGAGGUGCAUCAAUUUCUGUGCAUUUUAAAGUUAUCAUUUUUGAGAUUGUUCCUCUUUCUUUGGUUUGUCUUCAAAACAAGAAUUCAGGUGAUCUUCUCCAAUGGCUUAGCAGUUAAAGGCAUUUCCUAGCGCAACACUAUGGGCAGAAAUUUCCCGUUGGCAUGCCAGGGCGGGACCCUCGCGCCAACGCAUAAAAAGACGCAUGAUGAUGUCGGGCAAGCAUCCCAAUGUCACCGCGUGCCAUGCGAUAUUUCAUUGGGCGGGCACGCGAUGAUAUCCAAUGUGCACCCGCCAUUAAUUAAUGGGCCACUUAAGGCCCUUGAGACGCCAACUGAUGGCGAUUUUUCAUCACCCAUGCAAUCUUCAGGCUGUUCCAUGAGCGCAUUGGGCAAGCAGAUAGGAGAUAUUUGUAUCAACCUCAUCCACAGGUGGGAUAAGAGGGUUCAGUGGGGCACCAGGGGGGAAAGCCUACCCACUGGGUUAAGUGACCAAUGCCAACAUGGUACUCACCCUUCCUGAGUGUAAGAGGUUGUUGAAGCGCUUGUGACAUGGGAUCCAGGUGUGCCGCACCACAUCAUGGGAGCUCACCACCUCCGCCACCUCUUCCCAGGCACGUUUGGUCAUGUGGGGGGGGCCUCCUCCUCCCAUCCUGAGGUAUGAGGACCUCCACCAUGUUGUCACCUCCUCGAGGAGGGCAGCAAGGCAAUCGUCAGAAAAAUGAGGGGCUCUAUCCUCCUGCCUGGCCUGCUCACCUGCAGCGCUCUGGGGAGCCCUGUCAGUAGCCACGUUUGACAGCUUUUUAAACAGGCGGCCGGGUCACCAUUGGACCUGGUGGUCAUUGCAGUCCUGCUGCCGCCCGUCCACUCCAGCUGUCCUCGGGAGCCAUGAUUCACGCUGGGCGGGCCUUAAUUGGCCUGCCCAAGCAAAAUGGUGGCCCGGACACAAUCACGUAUGGCGAUCGGGUCCUUGCCUGCCCGUGCCAGCUCCUGCUCUGCCCGCCCGUCCGCUAGCCAGAAAAUUCUGCCGGAAGACAAAUGGACAAGUCCCAGAUCCCUGAGGAUUUCAGCUGGUCACUACAAUUGUCUCACUUCCCCUAGGUUAUGAAGGGAAUACAAGUGACAUCUGCUAGAAAGUUUGUGUGUGUGUGUGUGUGUGUGUGUGUGUCUGUGUGGACAUGGUACAAUGGAACAACUACUGACACUCUCCCUCGGCUAAGGUGAGGAGGAACAGGGACAAAUAUAACUGGGGUGAAACUUUUCCACACUGUUUUCUUCAGUGUUGGACUCCGGCCACGUCUUGGAGAACAGACUGGAAAACUGCAAACAGGGAAACUGCACCUCAGAAGUUUUUAAAUGAAGUUUCUAACUGGGAAGGACCUGAUAAUUUCACCUGCUUAAGAAGCAAAUUUUGUUUUUUAAGCUGGCAUAAGUUGCUUCUACAUGAUGAUGACAUGAUGACGACUUCUUGCAAUAACAAUAGCAAGGAAAGUGCUCUAUCACCAUGUGUGUCUAUUUCUCUCUCUCUCCUUCCACUUUCCCCUUAUAAAUCAUCCUUCUGCUUUUCUCCAUAUUUGAAAUCAGAUGGAAGGAUAUAGAGCUUCAAAGACCAAAAACAGUUCUGAGUUAGUUAGCUAUUGGUAUUUUAAUUAUAAUUAAUGAAUACCACAAAUUCCAUAAUAACUUUGCCAUAGCCUGUAAACAAAUACUUCUAAAUUCAAUUUAAAGUGCUAAGUAAAUGCAAAAUUUUAUUGUUAAAUUUCUUCCAAAGUUUAAUAUGAUUGACCUCUUUAGCAUGUCUGUAUUCUAUGCUUUCUGAAGGCUGCAAAGAUCUACUUGACUUGUUCGGUUUGAAUAAUAAAGUUUAGCUGAUGUUAAUAAU
Messenger RNA from Carcharodon carcharias (great white shark), 5979 nucleotides. RefSeq names its product integrin alpha-8-like. Lineage: Eukaryota; Metazoa; Chordata; Chondrichthyes; Lamniformes; Lamnidae. Gene Ontology annotation, biological process: cell-cell adhesion; cell adhesion mediated by integrin; integrin-mediated signaling pathway. The transcript has 30 exons. The record is from RefSeq and is a predicted model, not a curated record. Gene Ontology annotation, cellular component: integrin complex; external side of plasma membrane. The coding region runs from base 136 to 3288 and encodes 1050 amino acids. Gene Ontology annotation, molecular function: integrin binding.